Messenger RNA from Seminavis robusta, 1206 nucleotides. Lineage: Eukaryota; Bacillariophyta; Bacillariophyceae; Naviculales; Naviculaceae. The record is from the annotation of a GenBank genome assembly.
AUGAGUGGAAAAGGAGGAUCAAAGAAGAAAGUCACUCCCCGGUCGAGCAACCGUCAGAGGAAGUCUCGUAUGAUUGGUAGAGACAAAGAUGACCAUGACAAGCAUGUGGAGUCUCUGAAAGAUAGUGAGAAGGUCACUUACUACAUUAGCUUGUACGAGGAGGAGAAAAAGAAGAAUGAGGAAGCCGACAAGGAGGAGCCUGAUGAGGAAUGGGAACCUGACAACUUCGAUCUGGAAGAGGCCCUUGGCAACAACACCAAGGGGAGUAAUGAUUAUAUAGCAGCUUCCGGCUGUUUCAAGAAGAAUACCUGGAUUGACAAGAAGUUUAGCAGCGAGAAAUCGGAGGAAGCCAUUGCCUAUCUUGUACUGGAUCGACUGGGCAAGAAGGCCUUCUUGUUGACCGGCGACCGUAAGAAGGACAAGGUGAUCAAGGAAAGGCGCGCCGCAUGGGUUGCCCAUUGGAAAGAUGCUAUCACGGCAAUCAUGAACGAGCAACGCAACUUCGUCGUGAACCAGAUGUACAUCAAGACCGAGGACUUUUGUGCUGCACAUGGACUCGACAAGAUGCCAACUCCGGAACAGCUCAAAGCUGUGGUGAUGCGGGAGGUUCCUCUUGAAGACCUUGCCCAAGAUGCCAGUGCACAAGAAAAGGCAGCGCGUGAGGAAAUCAAGCUGCAUUCUUCCCUUUACACGGAGAAGCUUUUGCCAUGUGUUGCUGGUGCAUCCAGCUGGUUUAGGGAGUCAAUCCGCCACAACCAGUUGAUUAGUGUGGCCAAGUGGAAGGGAAAGCUGUGUGUUCCUCCCGGAUCUGAGGCAAUGACCCUCCUCAUCUACGAGAACUCCUACACCAGAUGGAACCUCUGCUUCCAGCCUGGGAACAAUGACUGUGGCAGAAAGAAAUGGACUGCCCCCAAGAGCAGCAAGGACUCGGAGACAAAAAAGUUUGCUACCAAGUACUCAAACUCCAAGGUGGGCAAUGCCAAGUAUGGAGGUUGGUCCAAUGCAGGCCGAAGGCGCUACAAUGCCCUCAAGCUUGAGGUUCAGGAUGCCCGUGCCAAGCCCAAUGCCCAAGAUGCAGAACAACAAAUGCUGAAAUGGAUGUUGCAAUAUUGUGGAAAGGAAGACCACCAGCCCGAUCCGGAUGCCGUGAACAAGAAGAAGAAGAAGGGCAAGCGUUCCUACGAUGAUCUGGUGGACUGUGACUAG